Molecule: messenger RNA, 2052 nt
Organism: Zygosaccharomyces rouxii
Lineage: Eukaryota; Fungi; Ascomycota; Saccharomycetes; Saccharomycetales; Saccharomycetaceae
Gene: ENP2
Product: ribosome biosynthesis protein ENP2
Exons: 1
Coding region: 1-2052 (683 amino acids)
Biological process (GO): maturation of SSU-rRNA from tricistronic rRNA transcript (SSU-rRNA, 5.8S rRNA, LSU-rRNA)
Cellular component (GO): small-subunit processome; nucleolus; 90S preribosome
Molecular function (GO): protein binding
Source: RefSeq, a predicted model, not a curated record
AUGGUUCUAAAGUCUACUUCUGCCAGUGAUAUCUCAGUGUAUCAAGUUUCAGGGACAAAUGUCUCGAGAUCCCUUCCAGAUUGGAUAGCGAAAAGGCGUAAGAGAACUUUGAAGAACGAUCUCGAGUAUCAGAAUCGUGUGGAAUUGGUACAGGAUUUUGAAUUUAGUGAAGCCUCUAACAGAAUAAAAGUCACCAAAGAUGGUCAAUCUGCGAUGGCUACCGGUACCUAUAAACCACAGAUACAUUUAUAUGAUUUUGCCAACCUUUCUUUAAAAUUUGAAAGGCAUACAGAUGCUGAAAAUGUGGAUUUUCUUUUCCUUUCAGAUGAUUGGACCAAAAGUGUACAUUUACAAAACGAUAGAAGUAUUCAAUUUCAAAAUAAAGGUGGACUACACUACACUACACGUAUUCCCAAAUUUGGUAGAAGCUUAGCUUAUAAUCCUUUAAAUUGUGAUUUGUACGUGGGGAGUAGUAGUGAUGAAUUGUACAGAUUGAACUUGGAACAAGGUAGAUUUUUGAAUCCUUUUAAAUUAGAGACAGAGGGUGUUAAUCAUGUUUCCACAUGUGAGACUAAUGGGUUACUUGCCGUUGGUAUGGAAAAUAAUGUCGUUGAAUUUUGGGAUCCUAGAUCUCGUUCACGUAUUUGUAAUUUAGUUUUGGGAAACCAAUUGGACAAUUCACCCUUUGAAGUUACUACAACUAGUUUCCGUCAAGAUGGAUUAAAUUUUGCGUGCGGUACUUCUAAUGGUUAUACCUACUUGUACGAUCUGCGGUCUUCGGAACCUUAUGCUGUGAAAGAUCAAGGUUAUGGAUUUCCACUUAAAAAGAUCAUAUGGCUAGACAAUGUCGACACAGAAAAUAAAAUUAUGACAUCAGAUAAAAGAAUUGCUAAAAUUUGGGAUAGAGUGACUGGUAAGCCAUAUGCAUCUAUGGAACCUAAUGUAGAUAUUAACGAUGUGGAACACGUUCCUGGUACAGGUAUGUUUUUCACUGCCAACGAAGGUAUACCGAUGCACACGUACUACAUUCCUCAUUUGGGUCCUUCUCCACGUUGGUGCUCUUUCUUAGACUCUAUCACUGAAGAAUUGGAAGAAAAACCAAGUGAAACCGUUUAUUCCAACUACAGAUUCAUCACUAGGGAUGAUAUGAAGAAAUUGAAUCUAAGCCAUUUAAUUGGAUCAAACGUGCUAAGAGCUUACAUGCAUGGUUAUUUCAUCAAUAACGAACUCUAUGAUAAAGUUGCAUUGCUGGCCAAUCCCAACGCUUACAGAGAUGAAAGAGAAAGAGAAAUUAGACGUCGUAUUGAAAAGGAAAGAGAAUCAAGAAUUAGAACUACAGGUGCUGUUAAGAAACCUAAGGUCAAAGUUAACAAAGAAUUGGUUGAUAAACUAUCUCAAAAGCGUGGUGAUACCGCUACUGAAAAGGUGUUGGCUGAUGAUCGUUUCAAAGAAAUGUUCGCCGACGACGACUUCCAGCUUGAUGAAGAUGAUUAUGAUUACAAACAGUUGAACCCUGUCAAAUCUGCUAGGGAAACUGAGGAAGGUUCAGCUAAGCGUAUCAGAGCAUUGACUGCAGCUGAAGAAUCCGAUGAAGAAAGAAUAGCGAACCGUAGCGCUGAAGACGACGAAGAAUCCGAAUCCUCCGAAUCCGAAUCUGAGCCUGAACCGGAACUUAACGAACAGGAGACUAAGAGAUUACAGAAACAAUUAAAGAAUCAAGAGCGUAAGAGACGUGAAAAGGCUGAUGAAGAUAAAUUCAUGAGUGAGUUUAACGUUGGUGCUGCUCAAAACGAUUCUCGCCAGGUAACCUUUGAUGAAAAGGUAAAGGAACAGCGUGAGCAAGAACAAGACAAAAAAGAUGGCGGAGCCCUAUUACACCGUAACCAUCGUGGUGAAGCGGAAAUUACAUUCAUUCCUCAGAAGAACAAGCCAAGCCAGUCUAAAAAGACUUCCAAUAACAAGAAAACUGAAAGGAAUCCAAGCGAGUCUGGUAGGUCUAGGCCUCGUUAUGAGGGUAGAAGGGCUAGUAAGAAUGUUUUCAGAGGGAUGUAA